Gamsiella multidivaricata is the source of this 885-nucleotide messenger RNA. Its product is annotated as sterol delta 5,6-desaturase ERG3. NCBI's taxonomy places the organism in Eukaryota, Fungi, Mortierellomycota, Mortierellomycetes, Mortierellales, Mortierellaceae. Gene Ontology annotation, biological process: lipid biosynthetic process. Gene Ontology annotation, molecular function: oxidoreductase activity; iron ion binding. The transcript has 3 exons. The record is from RefSeq and is a predicted model, not a curated record. The coding region runs from base 1 to 885 and encodes 294 amino acids.
AUGACCCUCAACACCCUCCCCGCCGAUCACAUCCUCCGUCAGAUCCUCUCUCUCUUUGUGAUCACCUAUGUGGGAGCCCUGCUCAUGUACUUCAGCUUCGCCUACCCAUCCUAUCUCUUCGUCUUUGACCAGAAUCACAAGAAGCACCCCAAGUUCCUCAAGAACCAGGUCGCACUCGAGAUCAAAAUGUCUAUGAAGGCCCUUCCAGGAAUCGCCGUUAUGACCGUACCCUGGCUCCUGGGUGAGACUACUGCCCGUGCUGCCAUGCUUGGACCACUCGCGCCAUUGGUCGAACCAUUCAUGGAUGGAUGGGGUUAUACUGCAGUGAGCAUUGUCUGCUUUCUGCUGUUCACCGACUUUGGUAUCUACUGGAUCCAUCGCUGGUUGCAUCAUCCACUUCUCUACAAGCGUCUCCACAAGCCUCAUCACAAGUGGAUCAUCCCAACACCAUUCUCAUCUCACGCUUUCCACUUCAUGGACGGCUAUCUUCAGUCCGUGCCCUACCACUUGUUUGUGUACAUGAUGCCAAUGCAAAAGUAUAUCUACCUGGUCAUGUUUGCUUCCGUCAACUUUUGGUCCGUUCUCAUCCACGAUGGCGAAUACCUCGUCUCCAAUCCCGUCAUCAACUCUGCAGCCCACCAUGCCGUUCAUCAUCUGUACUUCAACUACAACUAUGGACAAUAUCUCACCCUCUGGGACCGUAUCGGACUUUCCUACCGCAAGCCUGAUGCAUCCAUGUACGACCCCUCUCUGAGAAUGGACAAGACCGUCUGGAAGAAGCAGGCAAAGGACGUCGACAACUUUGAUGACAAUGGAAAGCCCACAGCGGCCUCGGAUCAGACCUUCAAAUCGAAUGCUCAACCAAAGACUACCAAAGUCUUAUAA